AUGGCGGAGGGGUCAACAUUCGACGAAAAGGGUAUGCCCGAGAUGUCGCAUCUACUCGAAGACUUCACAGACGAAGCAAAGACACGAUCAGUCGGAGCCGAAUCGAGCAGCCCCUCGCCAACAUUCCACGCCAACCUCUCAGGCCUCCAACGACCCCAAUGGUCGAGUCUCUUGUCCUUCUCCAAGCGCUUUCUUUUCUUCCUCCUACCAACAUUCAUCCAAUAUAGACUCUACCCCGAGCUCGCCAAGGUCGAACGUCUUCACCCCUCCGGCUACCUCGAUGGUAUGCGUGGUCUCGCAGCCCUUUUUGUCUUCUUCUACCACCUCUCAUACUCCAGCCACGAUGUGCUCACGGCCUAUGGUGGCACUGGCAAGCCUGACGAACAUCAUGAGUUCCUCAAGCUUCCCUUCAUUCGCUUCUUUUAUACUGGACCCGCAAUGGUGUCGAUCUUCUACGUCGUCUCCGGCUACGCUCUCUCGUACAAGCCUGUCAAGCUCAUGAGGAACAAGAGUUGGAAGGAUCUACUACAUACACUAUCGUCAGCAACAUUCCGUAGAGCGAUCCGUCUCUAUCUGCCUUGUUUCGUCUCAACUUUGAUGAUCGUCCUUCUGGUCCGCCUAGGCGCGUACGAUGCCACCCGUAGCAUUGCAUACGACGAGAAGCGCCUGACUCAAGUCCGCGAGUUCCACCUGGUACGCUACAAGUCUCUGUGGCAGCAGUUGACUGAUUGGGCCCAUAUGAUGUGGAUAUUUGUGCACCCCUGGAGUUUUGGCACAAAGGACACAGACAUCGACAUUGACAAACAUCUUUGGACUAUCCCAAUGGAAUUCCGUUCUUCACUGGUCUUGUACUUGACUCAGCUUGGUCUCGCACGCCUGAAGCCUAUAGUCAGGGCAUUGUCCUUGGUAGCUCUCAUCGUCUGGUGUCACGAGAAGGAUCGUUGGGAAAUGUUUCUUUUCUAUUCAGGCUUCCUUCUUGCUGAGCUUGAUAUUCGUCGACAGGCGCUGGCCGCUACAAAUCGGGUUCUACCUGUGGCCGAUUCCUCUCCUUUGAAGGCUUCACGACACCAGCAGUUAUGGACAGCUUUGUAUAUCUCUGUCUUCUUGGUUGGUGUCUAUCUCGGUGGUCAACCUCAGAACCACGUCGAGCACGCCCCUGGUUGGGCUACGCUCCAUUCUUGGAUCCCCUCCUACGCCUCACAUAAGCAACGUUAUUGGGUCGGUUGGGCCGCUCUCUUACUUGUUUGGUCUACUUCGAACUCUCCUCUUCUCCGACGUCUUUUCACGAAUGGCCCCGUUCAGUAUCUUGGCAAGAUCUCAUUCUCGCUUUACCUCAUGCAUGGACCUAUCACACACACCAUUGGCUAUGCUUCUAUGGAUUAUUUCUGGCGCACUAUUGGUGAAGAUACAUACGCGACAAAAGAGGUUGGUUUCGUUGCUGCUGCGAUUGUCGACAUUGCAAGCACGAUUUGGGCGGCAGACAUAUUCAUGCGCAUCGUCGACACCCCGACUGUACAGUUUGCUAAGUGGAUUGAGAAGAAAUGCAUUGUCCCGCUAGAAUAG
Messenger RNA from Aureobasidium subglaciale EXF-2481, 1563 nucleotides. RefSeq lists its product as uncharacterized. Gene Ontology annotation, cellular component: membrane. NCBI's taxonomy places the organism in Eukaryota, Fungi, Ascomycota, Dothideomycetes, Dothideales, Saccotheciaceae. Gene Ontology annotation, biological process: polysaccharide biosynthetic process. The coding region runs from base 1 to 1563 and encodes 520 amino acids. The transcript has 2 exons. Gene Ontology annotation, molecular function: acyltransferase activity, transferring groups other than amino-acyl groups. The record is from RefSeq and is a predicted model, not a curated record.